AUGAAUUUGCAAGCACAAAGUGAAUUGGAAUUGAAAUUUUCAGCUUUUGAAAAAUUAGGAGAAAACCCAACAGAAGUUGAUAUUAAAUAUGUGAGUUAUUUACUUAAAAUUCCAUUAUCAACUAUUCGUCUGUGGUUAUUAGAAAGAGCUGGAGUAGAUUUUUAAAUUGAUAUCACCCCAACUGAAGAUAAAGAAUGUUAAAUUAUUGGCUGCAUUAUGAAAAAGAAAAAACUAAUAAAUUAAUAAAACUUAGUGAAAGAAGAGGAUGCUUUAUAAAAAUAAACAAAGAAUCUGUCCAAGUAACCAUCAACUUAAUCAAAAGACAAUCAGAUCAUAAAAAAAAAGAAAAAUGUUGACAAAACAAAAUUAAGUCAGACAAACAAAAAAGCUAAUAAGGUUUUAUAAAAAUAAAGACAUUUAGCUAUUAAAUAAGCUUAGUAUUCUUAACAUGAAGAUAAUAAAACUCAAGAGAAAAAUACAUAAGAAAAUUAAAAUUCAAAUCAACCAUAAUCUGUAUAAACUUAAAAAAUUGUACAACAAAAUGAUUUAGUUGAAGUUUAAAAUAAAAUAAAUAAUAAUAAAGAUAAAAAUAAUUAGGAAUAAUAAAAUUAAUUUCCUAAGCAACCAAUUUCAAAAGAAAAAGAAAAGAAAUAAAAUUAACAACCAAAUUAAAAAAAAACUCUUAUUCGUUUGGAUAAAGAAUAAAACUAAAAAGAAAUCAAUCCUAUGAGUUUAGUAGAGUAAACUAAAUCAUAAAAUAAAAUAUAAUAAAGUUGCUUGAUUGUUAUUGAUGAUGAAAUCAGUUAGAAGAAUUAAAUAUAAUCAAAUUCUAAUAAGGAAAAGAUUUCAAGUUCCAUAUAGAAUUAAAAAAAUUAAAAUUUUAAUGAAAAAUAAUAAACCUUAUCUGAUUUAACUCAUAUGAAAAAAAAAAAAAUUAAAAAUCCUGUAUAAUAAGCAUUAUAAGAAGUCUAGUUGGGAUAAAAUAAGUCUGAAAAUGGAAUUAUAAAAUAAUCUUCAUAGAAAUAGAAUAUUAUUUAAACUAACAAUUAAAAAUAACAACUUUAAAAUCAUUAACAAAUACAAUUUAAGUAGAAUAUUUAGUAAGUCUAAAUAUAAUAAAAAUAAGAUUAUCCUCUCCAAUAAACAAAUUAAUAAUAAUAAUAAUCUUAAUAAAAUUCAUCAAUAGUCAGCUAAAAUAUCAAUUAAGGAUAAAUGAUAAACUUUUCAGGAUAAUAAUAAGAAUAAUAGAAUAAAUAAAAUUCAUAAAUUGAAAAGAAAUCUUCUAAUAAUUAAAAUUAGAAUUAACCAUCUUAAAAGAAGGAUUAAAAUUUAUCUAUGGAAACACCUAAAUUACCUCAAUAACAAAGUAUCUAGUAGCCCAAUUAUUUGGCUUUAGUUUGUUCUUCUUAAUCAAUUUAAGCACAAACUAGUUCUACUAAUAAGGUAAAUUAAUUUUCACCAAAUUAAACUUCUUCAUAAAAAUAGUUGAAUUAAGAACCUUCUUUAUAAAAAUAAAAUUCAAUUGGCUCUGAAGUUAGUGUUUUCUAAAAUUAAUUAAGUCCAACUAUUAAGGGAUCUGUUUCAGAAAAUAAUACAGAUAAGAAAUUUCAAUUGUCUAAUUAAUUUGAAAUGAUUUAAUAGUUCAAUAAAAAUUCUUAAGCAUUAGGAUAAGCAAUAUAAUUGAUAACAGCAGUAAGUAAUUAUCAGGUUGCUUUGAUGGAAAAACUUGAUAUGAUUUAUGAAUGUAUUAAUAAAAAGUGAUAAGAUUAUUUUUGAUAUAUAUUUAUAAAAUGAAAAUAACUGAGCCAAAGGGUUUAGAAGAUGGAAGAGUAUGAUUACUUCUACAACUAGGUUACGAGUCUCUAUUUUUUAAAAUUUGAGUUUAUGGAACAAGUAUGUUUUAUAUUCAAUCUUCUGGGGAUAAUAUUGGCUGCAAUCUAAUAUGAAUUGGAAUUUGAAGAAUAUGAUUCUGAUGAUCCAUUUAGAGAUGUAUAGAAAUUAUAUAAGUUAGAUAUCAUAAUGGCUUUUAUGGAUGAUAGCUGGUUCGACCAUACUUUUGAUAUAUUUUACAUGUUAUCGUUAUUAGGCAAAAAUCUAAUGGUUAAAAUCAAGGGGUGUUAUUGGACCAAGAGAUAAAUUUUAUGAGAUAAAUGAAAACUUCUACAUGAUAAUUGAGAAUAUGGUAUAUUGUCUAAUACCUUUAUCAUUCACAGAGACAAUUAGGAUUUCCUUUUAUAAUGUUGCUUAAGGAGCAGAAGCUUAUUAUCAUAUAAAUGAAAUGUUAACACUUUUAAUGGUCAUCAGAGUAGUCUAUCUCUAUAGGACUGUCUUAACAUUGACAUUUUGGUCAAGUAAUAGAACACUAAGAGUUUGUGAUCUUUAUUCUUGCGAGCAUAAUUAUUUAUUUGUUAUAAAAUCGCUUUUAAAAACAUCUCCUUACUUAACCUAGUUUUUAACGUUAUUAUCAUUAAUUUUUGUGUUUGGCUAUUAGUUAAGAAUUUGUGAAAGACCAUUAACAAGGGUGAAUGAAAUAAUAGAUAAUUUAGGAGUAUACUAUAAUAGUGUUUGGUGUAUCAUAAUAACAAUAACAUUUGUUGGUUAUGGAGAUUAUUAUCCUAGAACUGAUUUAGGCAGAUUUGUAGUUAUUAUAGUGUGUGUGGUUGGAAUAUUUUUAUUGUCUGUUAUGAUUGUUACUUUUAUUGAAUCUUUAAAAGCUACUCCAAUUGAAAAUUAGACAAUGUCUCUUUUAGAAAGGAUCCGUCUAAGACAAAUGGUCAAAAAUGAAGCUGCUUAAGUGAUUAAAUUAAGUAUGUAACAAGCCUAUAGAUGGAGGUAAAUUAAAAAAUAUGAUUAGAAAUGGUACAUUGACAGAAAAAAAAUAGCAUUAAAUAGAAAUAGAAUUAAGAUAAGCUUUUCAUAAUUUUAGAUUUGCUUUAUAACAAUAAAGCAAAUUUGGGAUGGAUAAUUAAAGUGAAAAUAUAAUAAAUCAUAUUGGAUUUUUGGGAUUGGAUCUCAAGUAAUUAAGAAAUGAAUAAAAUUGGGAUGUGAGAUUAUUAAUGGAAAAAUUAGAGAAGUAAGAACAAAUUUCAAAAUAAUUAAUGGAAAAGAUGAAUUAAAUAAUAUCAGAAAAGCAGUGACAUUGUUUUUAGGUUCUAGAACUCAAUUUAAGGAAG
Paramecium sonneborni is the source of this 3173-nucleotide messenger RNA. NCBI's taxonomy places the organism in Eukaryota, Ciliophora, Oligohymenophorea, Peniculida, Parameciidae. The record is from the annotation of a GenBank genome assembly.